Messenger RNA from Aricia agestis (brown argus), 2940 nucleotides. Its product is annotated as thioredoxin domain-containing protein 11. Lineage: Eukaryota; Metazoa; Arthropoda; Insecta; Lepidoptera; Lycaenidae. Bases 195 to 2840 code for a protein of 881 amino acids. The record is from RefSeq and is a predicted model, not a curated record. The transcript is spliced from 12 exons.
UCUGUGGUAGUGAUUUUUCGCUUUCCGAACUAAUGAACAGGAUUUUACAAUAUUUUUAAGUAUGCAAAACUUUGUAAACGUUAAGUGGUUCGUAAAUGGAUAGUUAAUAAGUGAAUCAUAUGUAAUUAUGAUUGAAAAUAAUACAUAAUACACUUUUAUGUUUGGGAUAAACUUUUUGUUUUGAAUGACGUGUAAUGAUUUCAACGGUGGAUAGUAAAAAGACUACACAGGGCACGUCAUUAAAAACAAACCGGGCUACUAGCGAUGAACCAGAGGAGAAAAUCAAUACGCAAGUGCCCAAACAAAGCAACAGCAGAGACAUAACAUUCAACAUGCUGCUAAUAGAAACUGUGUUUUGCAUUGUUUUGGCCGUAACAACUUAUGGAGCUCUGCAUAGUUUCCCUUCUAAAGUAUCCAAAGUUCCUCAAGCAGUAAGAUUUUUUGAUAGAAACUCUGUAGUCAAAGACUGGUAUAAGGGUGAGCUGAGUGCAGCGCUGUCUGUCAUCAAUUCUCAAGAUGUGUCUUUUGUCAUGUACUAUGCCCCGUGGGAUGCUGAAUCCCAGUAUGUUAGAGGAGAGUUUGAGAAGGCUGCCAAUGUACUGAAUGAUAGAGUACAUUUUUCUGCAAUAAAUUGUUGGAACCCAGGGAGUGAAUGUCGAUUACAGCAUAGUAAAGUGCCGUCAUGGCCUAUACUAAUAGUGUAUAGUGUUACCUCUAGAGGAAUUUUGUAUAAAGGUCCUAGGGAUUCAGAGAGUAUGAUAAGGUUUUUGGAGUUAAUCAUGAAACCGAUGGAAAGAGUCUCAAGCACAGAAGAUAUUGUUCAUUUAUUGUCUAUUUGUGAUGCAGUGGCCAUUGGUUUUACACCACUGACGGAGACAUCAAAGUAUUACAAUGUAUGGUUCAGUGUGGCUCUGAAGUCAAAGGAGUAUGACACAGUUGGGGAGUUAUGUUUUGCCACUGUUACAUCUUCGGAGCUAGCACAUAGUUUAGGUGUAGAUACAAUGCCGAGAGCAAGACUGUUACUCUGGAAUGAGACUAAGGAAUAUAAAAUAAGUGAAAAUCAAGAAUGGAAUGAUACUGCACUUAUUACUUGGGUGCUUGAAAAUUUCUCUCAACCAGUUGUGAGAAUCAUACCAAUGUGGAAGAAAUCUUUCAGCUUCGGAAGAUAUGCAGAUGGGAAUCCAAUACUUAUAUUGUUCACGCCAAUGAAUCCACUGUAUGAAGAAAUUCCUGUAUAUGCAUUGUUAAGAGAAGUCGCCAUGGAGUAUUAUAACUGUAAGAGCAACGUCACUUUCCAAUGGACAGCGGAAUUAGGGAAGCUACAACAAAUACAACGACUGAUUUACCAGCAAAAGAACUUGUUUAAACCGUGCCAAGCUAGUUACGACAAACCAGCGAAAGUCACACAAACCAGUAAAAAACAAUUCAUAACAGAAUAUAAUAAGAACCCGUGGUAUAAUGUUACACAGAACAAUAUGAAAAAUGAAAUGUUCGACUACAUUUUUAAACAUGGCCUGGCUAUAUCCAAAUUGAUUGAGAAUUCCAACGAGAAAUCCGCUUUCUGGAAUACGAUGGGAUUUCUAGAUCAGUGCGGGUACGAAAAAUCCUUGCCAGCUGAGAAAAGUUACUAUGAUAGGUAUGAGAAAUGUCAGACAUUGGAAGAACAUCUACAGCGUGAUUUUGAUUUCAAUGUGGAUGAUAAAGAUGAUGAGAUAGAAACAACAAUGCUGCCUUUAGAAGACGACCCUCUAUCCGCUGAGAAUCUGGUUCGGGGCCAUAUCAGGCAUUAUUGUAAGCUAAUGCAUUACGCGUACAAGCUCACACCUACAGUUUACCCUGCCAAAGUGAAAAGCGGCAAUAUAACGCAUUUAGAUGGACUGUCCUGCGCGACAAAUAGUUCAUUGUAUUUCAUUGCAUUGGAUAGCGUGAGGAACUAUCAUUUCGCCGAAGCCCUCGGUGUUGAUAUUAAAAAUAAGAAGGAUAUGACGGCUGUGAUUAUAUUAGAUAGCAAGCAAGAGAGUCAAUAUGUUCUCUCAAAGGAAUACAGUGCUCAGUCUGUAAGGGAAUUUAUUUACAACUUUACUAGAAGUAAUCUAAAAAGGUCUCUUCGCACUCACGUGCAGGACGCUAAACACACGCACUAUUUCGGAUCGAGCGGCAACGCCGAUAUUACAGGGAACUUAACGGUUAUACAGGAUCUGACGACACGCACUUUUAGAAAAUUCAUAAGAACUCCAGGAACGUUGAAGCUGUUAGGCGUGUGCGGCGGCGCAUGCGGCGCGCACGUGACGCGCGCGCUCGUGUCUGCGGCGCGGCUGCUGCGCUCUUGCGGCGUGGCGGCGGCGCCGGCGCGGCUGGACGCGGCGCGACACGACCUGCCCUGGGCCUACACCUCCAGUGUCUAUCCCGUGCUGCACGUGUUCCCCGCUGACGCCGACGAGGCGGAGAGUCGCGUGUACCCGUCCCACGUACGCGUGUCUGCGGGCGGGCUGACGGCACUCGCGCUGCGCUCGCUGCCCGCGCCGCGCCGCCUGCGCGUGCGCCUCGCCUUGUGCGCGCUGCCCGCUGAACAAUUCGAGAAAAAGAAAUGUUUGAGAGACUUGAGACAUCACAUCGCGGCGCUCAUAAGUCGCAAUUUAAAAAGUUGGCGGCGGACGGACGUGCGACAGCUCAAGGACUCAUUAUUCAGAAGACUGGUCCACUUGCACCGAGUCUCUCUGUACAUCAGUGUGCUACACCACGAUGAUCUCAAAAGCAACAAAAGACAGGAACUUCUCGUGCAGGCCCUGAAUACUCUAGCUGACAAUUGGAAUAACGACGCGCAAAAAAUCACAAGAUAAUCGCAUUCCGCGAUGUUGUAAAUACUGUACAUUGCUCAUUUAUAUUAACUUAAAUGUUGUUUAUUUUUAGAUCUUCAAAAAUUUUAAAUGUUGCUGGCAA